Molecule: messenger RNA, 954 nt
Organism: Suillus subalutaceus
Lineage: Eukaryota; Fungi; Basidiomycota; Agaricomycetes; Boletales; Suillaceae
Product: NAD(P)-binding protein
Exons: 7
Coding region: 1-954 (317 amino acids)
Source: RefSeq, a predicted model, not a curated record
AUGGGUUUCUUCUCAAAGUCGUUCGACCCAGCUACUGACCUCCCAGACUUGUCUGGUAAAGUCAUCCUUAUCACAGGCGGAAACACAGGUAUUGGGUACUCGACUGUGAAGCACCUGGCACGCCGUGGUGCUAAGGUGUACAUGGCCGCGCGCAACCAAACCAAGGCAGAGGAGGCGAUCGCGCAACUGAAAGCAGAGGGCCUGGGUCCUGGGAACGGUGAUGUUAUCUGGUUGGAACUUGAUUUGAAGGACCCUCGGAAUGCGAAGAAAGCGGCAGAGGAAUUUAUGAAGCAGGAGAAGAGAUUGGAUGUACUAAGUCAUUUGCUUGAGAAUUACACCAUGACACCGGAUGGUGUUCAGGAGAUAGUGAUGGUCAACGUAAUAAGUCACAUCGUCCUGACACGCACUCUUCAACCGCUCCUGGACCAGACAGCAGCAGAACCUAAUUCAGACGUCCGCAUAGUCGUCGUCGCUUCAGAUGCCCACCGGUUCGUAUCAGGGGACACUCAUUUCCGCAAUCUUGAUGAUCUUAACAACGAACUCAAGAGUUCGCUUUCCCCUACCUUCGCGCGGUAUUGCGUUUCAAAACUCAUGAACAUGCUCUACGCUUUUGAACUUCAACGGCAUCUCACCGCUGUUGGCUCUCCCAUCACUGUUAUCGCCCUUCAUCCUGGAGCAGUUAACACCUUUUCCGAUAAGCCGCCCCUAUCCAACUUCAAGUUCAUCGUCAAGCCCAUCGUGUCCCUCUUCUUUUUACAUCCAGACCAGGGUGCAUAUAACUCAGCGUUUGCAGCGGCGUCGGAAGAAGUGGUCGAGCAGCGCCAGAAGUACAAGGGCGCAUAUCUAACGCCGGUAGGCAAGCUAACAGAGCCGACGAAGGUGGCAAAGGAUGAGGGGCUUGCAAAGGAGCUUUGGGAUACUGUGGAUAAGUUUUUGGAGGAGAAGGGGAUUUGA